UCCUCACGUGAUCUGGAUUUUAAUGAGUUGGAUGUGGACAAGGUAGAGAUUGAGAUAGCCGAGGAGGCCGACCGUUUGGCCGCAGAGGAACUGGUCUGCCCUGGCAGUCUCCUUCCGCCCUCCUCCUGCGUCGAGUCCUCCAGUCAGGACAAGGAGAAGACCGACGACCACGAAGAGGAGGGGCCCACCAACGCGAAGAUGCUCAUGGAGACCUUCCUCACACAACUGCCUAACUGCGUCAAUCGCGAUCUAAUUGACCGGGUACGUUCUUCAAAUAAAGUCGCAAAGCUAGUAGUCCUGAAGUAUGCUUUCAACUCUGGUUCUGACUAA
Molecule: messenger RNA, 330 nt
Organism: Dibothriocephalus latus
Lineage: Eukaryota; Metazoa; Platyhelminthes; Cestoda; Diphyllobothriidea; Diphyllobothriidae
Source: the annotation of a GenBank genome assembly